This is a messenger RNA of Durio zibethinus, 2289 nucleotides long. Its product is annotated as NAD(P)-binding Rossmann-fold superfamily protein. Gene Ontology annotation, cellular component: plastid. The record is from RefSeq and is a predicted model, not a curated record. Gene Ontology annotation, molecular function: ubiquitin-like modifier activating enzyme activity; tRNA threonylcarbamoyladenosine dehydratase activity. NCBI's taxonomy places the organism in Eukaryota, Viridiplantae, Streptophyta, Magnoliopsida, Malvales, Malvaceae. Gene Ontology annotation, biological process: cyclic threonylcarbamoyladenosine biosynthetic process.
UUCAAUAAUAACAUAAUUGUCAGAUUUAACGAUUUGUGAGUUUAAUAAUUCACGCCUUCAUUGAAAUGAAUAAAGCCGCGGAGAGUGAUGCAAUUGCUAUAGAGAUGCUAUUUAAAUCAUGAUUACAACAAAUACAAACUCCAUUUCUUUAUUUAACUCCUCGUUCAAGCUAAACCCUACACAUAUACAGCCUAAAACCCUAAGCCGCGGACACUGAAGAUUCAAAAAAUUAAAAAAUGGAGAAGCUCAAGUGCUUGGCGUUGGUAGGAGGUGGAGCUCUUGUCGGUGCUGUUUCUACCUUGUUUCUUCUUAAGCUUCGUCCAAGAAAGAUUGAAAGUCAGUGUGGUAAAAAGGCCACCAAAUUGAAUGAGGCAACUGCCAAAUGCUGGAUUGAUUCUGGAAACGGGAAUUGUGGAACGGGGGGCUUGAAUCUUCUAUCAGAUGAAAUCGUUUCUGAACAACUGACUAGGAACAUUCAGUUCUUUGGUCUUGACUCUCAACAAAAGGUUACAGCAUCCUAUAUUGUCAUCAUUGGUCUUGGAGGUGUUGGAAGUCAUGCUGCCUCUAUGCUUUUGAGAUCAGGAGUUGGCAAGCUCCUUUUGGUGGACUUUGACCAGGUGUCACUUUCAUCAUUAAAUAGACAUGCUGUUGCAACACGAGCAGAUGUUGGUAUCCCAAAAGCCGAGUGCCUCAAGAAGCAUUUCUCUUCAAUCUUCCCUGAGUGCCAAAUAGAUGCAAAGGUGCUACUCUAUGAUGUGUCAUCUGAAGAAGAAAUUCUUUCUGGCAACCCUGAUUUUGUUUUGGACUGCAUUGAUAACAUUGACACAAAGGUGGCACUUCUUGCGGCAUGUGUACGCAGAGGUCUAAAGGUACUUUCUGCUACAGGAGCUGGUGCGAGAGCUGACCCAACAAGAAUUCGUGUGGCUGAUUUAAGAGAGUCAACAAAUGAUCCAUUAUCUAGAGCUGUGAGACACCGUUUAAGGAAAGAUUAUGGUAUUGAGGGUGGAAUUCCUGUUGUUUUCUCUUUAGAGAAACCUAAAGCUAAGCUACUUCCUUUUAGGGGACCAAGUGGUGAAGAAGACAACCCUUCAGAUUAUCAAAUAGUACCUGGAUUUAGGGUCCGCAUCAUACCUGUUCUGGGUACCAUCCCUGCAAUUUUUGGACAGGUUAUGGCCUCCUAUGUUGUUACACAACUUGCAGGAUUGCAUGUUCAAACAGAGCCAGUGGUAAAUCUAGAUGUUGAUCAUUAUCAGAUGCUUCUUCAACGGCUUAUGGAGCAUGAGGAGUCAUUGUAUGGCACGGCCAUGGAAGUUGAGGUUGAUGUUGAGGAAGUGCGAUACGUUGUUAAAGAGUUGUGGCAUGGGAGAAGUGCAAGGGAGCUGUCUGCAAAAGAUGUGGGGCGUGGAAUGUGGCGGUCUGUUAAUGAGUUGAUGCUUGUUAGACUUAAAGCUCAAUAUCAGUUGUUUGAGCAGUGGUGGAAGUAUAUACAUAGUUAUUGUAUGGGAUCAGGCGAAGGCAGCAUCCAUUUCAAAUUUAAUUCUUCUAAAAUUUCAAGAGUCACUGUGGAUGUGAUAUUAGGUCUUCCUCUUCUCCUUUGUGAUGUGAUAUUUUCUUUGAAGGCCGAUGAACAUGAGCGGAGGACUCUUGACGAUAUCAAAGAAAAGGAACCAGAAAUUUUCAGCCACGUGACAUCCGUGCUGAAGCGAGCUGAGCAGGACUUUGGCUUGUAACGCGCACAAUUAGAUGAAGGUUAAUUUCUUCAUUACUUUCUCUGUACUUUCUUAGUCUCAGUGUCAUACCUAAUGUCUAAAAGUAUGCAGAAAUUUAAUGUGAGGUAAAGCAAUCAUCUAAUCAUUGAACUUUACAUGAAUUGCAUUUUAGUUUUUUUUUUUUUUCAAUCAAUUAACAGCUUUGACUUUAAUUACUGUGUUGUUCAAGUACAUAUCAGUAUUGUAUCAUGUAAACAUCUAUUCUUAGUUUGACUUUUUCUGCUUUGACUGUUUACUUUUCUUGAAUUUUCUGUCAUUUUGUUUUUGUAAUCUUACCUCUCCUGACUGCCCAUUUUAUUUGCAUUGAGUGCAGUACCGUGAAUGGGGUAUGAUAGUCAUUUUGUUCCUUUUUCUUUUAAUUUUUUUUUGAAAAUGAAGGCAAAUUUUAUCGUAUUCUCAAUUUUUUCUCUUCACACUUUUUUUUAAAAAAAUUUUUUUAAAUGAAAUUACUCAAUUAUCCUUUCUCUUCACACCCUUUAUACUUUUAAGCUUUUGGAUUUAUUAAUUCAGAAGCUUCUAA